Schistosoma intercalatum is the source of this 1494-nucleotide messenger RNA. Lineage: Eukaryota; Metazoa; Platyhelminthes; Trematoda; Strigeidida; Schistosomatidae. The record is from the annotation of a GenBank genome assembly.
AUGGUAUCUUACUCACAAAGACGGGUUUAUUACCUACGAGGGCAAGCCUAUAGGGGAAAUCGGCGCCGACGCGAUAUUAAAAAUUUUGAUACAGAUGACUCCAAAAUGGCUCCGUUUAUAUGUUUCGUAAUAAUUAUAUUCUUGCUACUGUCCAAAGAUUCAUACGUUGAAAAGACUUCUAAAGAUUUCUCAGAUACACUCGUCGUACAGAAUUCUUGUCCAUCAACAUCGGAAAGGCACUUAUCACUAGAAAUCAUUAUUUCUCCUACGAUAUCACAUCUUUCAUGUAUUUACAAUUUCUUGACGCCUAUGCAUGAUGUUUUAGAUACUACUGACAGUAUCCUCAGUGUAAAUUCACCUAUUGAUCUUCAGUUUCCUUAUGAACUACUCCCGUAUAAUAAUUCCACAAAUGUUUCAAUAAUAGAUUACACGAACCUAAACAUCCUACCUGAUCUUUCCAUUUGGAACGACAGAUCCAUCCUUAUUUUCGCAACACAUCGCCUCUAUUUUUCGUCAGAACCCACCUGUCCUGAAGUAUAUGUAUGUGCGAUUCCUAAUAAUGGACACAAUAGUACGACUUGUCACACUGACUUAGGUGAAGUUAGCGGGAGUUGCAAAGAUGAAAUCAGUGACCCUUAUUUCUUCAUGUUCCCACUUUCUACUGGUCUGAAAGUUUCAGUUAACAAUGUUGGUGAAUAUCCGGGUGUACAUAACAACAGCAUGCAUAUAAUUGUCACCUCUGGUUAUCGUUUACCACCAGGUGUUUUUACUUGUCCAUCGGGAUUUUUUGCUUGUGAUACAUUUGAUAAAAUAAAUGAACGUCGCAACUCUCCUUUGCAAUGGCCUUAUCGUAUCUGUUUACCCAUGCGAUUAUGGUGCGAUAAAGUGUUGAAUUGUCCGAUAAGUGGUUCGGAUGAGCAAAAUUGUUCAUCUACACCUCCUAUGAGCUUUCCACAUACAAAGUUUCAGAUUGAAAACGAAUAUCGAAUGCUAAAUGAUGUUUUAAAUCAAUUUGAGAAUACAAGUUUAUUAGAAUUUGUUGGUUAUCGGAAAAAAACUUCUGAACAACCGGUUACUAUGCUGCUGUCUGCAUACGUCAACACGUUUUGGUUAUCACUUAUACUAUUGAUUUCGAUAUUUAUUAUAACUAUUUUAUUAUGUGUAUAUAAAUUAUUAAAACGCAAACGCGAAGCUGGUACAGUGAGAGUUACUGAAGUAAAAGAUUAUCCUACAAACUCUGAAAUCUGUAAUGAUCAUACAUUGAAAAAUAGUAUAAACAAUAAUCAUUAUUCAGAGAAUGCUUUCUCUGAAGAUCAAUUAAAUAAGGAAGAAACUUGUAAUGAUGAUUUUCAGAAUAAUAAUAGCAGUAAUGGUAGUGGUAAUAAUGAAUAUCAUAAAUUUUUACCAAGUGAUGUUAAUUACCUGAAUGGUUAUUUGAACUCACUGGGUAACCAAGAGAUAGCUCCACUCAUUAAUGUGACAGAAAAACAAUAG